Messenger RNA from Acaulospora morrowiae, 813 nucleotides. The record is from the annotation of a GenBank genome assembly. Lineage: Eukaryota; Fungi; Glomeromycota; Glomeromycetes; Diversisporales; Acaulosporaceae.
AUGGAUACAAGCAUCAAAUUAGAUGUUGAACAAAUGAAAAGUAACAUUUCAGUUAGUGAUACCAUUGACCGACCAGCAAUUUUUUUAAUCGGGCUCCAAGGUGCCGGCAAAAGUAUGGUGGGAAAUAUGCUAUUAGGUGGAUACACUACUAAUCCCGAGGCAAUAAGAUUCGAAGUUCGCGAUGAAGAUCACGAGAAAGAUGAGCGUAGAUCAAUAGGUAUCAGAACUGCAGAGGUUGAGAUACAUGAUCGCAAAUACACAUUGGUUGACACUCCUGGUAUAAUUGCAACCGAAACUUAUUCAAGAAGGAGUUGGGAUGAGAUUAUCAAGGCUAAUACGAAGGCUAUGGAAAAAUGUGGCGUCCAAGCAUACAUUUUGAUUUUUGGCUUGCAAAUGAUUAAAUUAGCUGGUACACGUCUAACGGUGGCCGACAAAAUGCAUAUCGAAGAAGUCAUAAAAAUCCUCCGAGCUGAUAGGCUAAUCAUGGUGUUCACAAAACGCCGCAAGGACGUUACAAUUGAUCGAGAAAAGAUGGAAUCUACCUUUAACGAGGACCUUCGAUCAAUCCUUAAAUCAAUUAACAACCGUUGGGUGGUUGCACCUGACUUGGACAUUUUUGGAACUAGCGACGAGGGUAAGAAGGUAAUUGAAAAAAAUAUUGAUGAAUUGAAAAGAAUGAUUAGUGAAAUUAAGGCACCAAGGAGAAAGUUUAUUGGGUUCAAGGAGUUGUUUACAAGAAAUCUUAAAGAAAUAAUUGUAUUGACGUCGUUGGUUAUUGCGACUUCGGUUGUGGUCUUUCUUUACGUCAAGUAA